GGGCCAGGCAGGAGGUGAAGGCAGACGCUGCCCAAGCAGUAAUCAUGGGAGGCACCGCAGCAGGGAUAGCCCUUCGUUACCAUCCUUCUCUUCUGCAUUUGUGGUGGCUGUGAGGCUACUUUGGUCCCUGGGAGGGGUAGAGUAGAUCCCAAGUUCUGCCCACAUCCUGCCAGUCCCUGCCUGUUUUCUUGCAGGGCUGUAGCCUGCAGAAAUGCAUUCCUCUGCAUGGGACAGAACUCAGAAAUAAGGAAUGCUCCCUUCGCUGUGAGAUUCACACUAGGCAAAGGCAAUGCUCCUAUUUAUAACCUGUGGUUGAAGGGAAGUCUCUCAUUAAGAGUUGCCUUAUACUAACUGUUGAAUGGAUUUAAAUGCUUUGGGAACAUUUAUUUCAAAAGCCUGUCCUCUGCAAAAAGGCUACGGAUUGGAUUUCUAAAGAGCUUCGCACCACAGAGAGCAGACAGGCUAAUGUGGGAAAGGAGAUAUUGAGAUGUCCAUGAUGGGAAGAUGCUGUGUGCCCCAUCUCCUGGUUCUUCUCACAUUUGUGUUCAGCGGGGAGCGAAUUGAGGCACAAAGAGCAGGUUGCAAGAACGUUCACUAUGACCUUGUCUUCCUCUUGGAUGCCUCCUCCAGUGUUGGAAAAGAGAAUUUUGAGAAAGUUCGGCAGUGGGUGUCUAAUUUGGUGGAAACUUUUGAGAUCGGCCCAGACAAAACCCGUGUUGGUGUGGUGCGAUACAGCGAUCGUCCGACCACAGAGUUUGACCUGGGGAAGUACAGAACUCGCGAGGAAAUCCAAGCAGCUGCACGAAACAUUAAGUAUUAUGGGGGUAACACCAAUACUGGAGAUGCUCUCAGGUACAUCAACACCUACAGCUUUUCCAAAGAAGCUGGUGGGAGACUUAGCGAUCAAACUGUUAAAAAAGUGGCCAUCCUUUUGACUGAUGGAAGGAGCCAGGAUCAUGUCUUGGAUCCCGCCAAUGCAGCCCAUCAGGCUGGGAUUAGGAUCUUUGUUGUGGGUGUUGGUGAAGCCCUAGAAGAGGAACUUGAUGAGAUUGCUUCAGAACCCAAGUCUGCUCACGUGUUUCAUGUCUCCGAUUACAAUGCCAUCGAUAAAAUCCGGGGGAAGCUGAGAAGACGUCUCUGUGAAAAUGUCCUUUGUCCAAAUGUCCAUGUGGAAGGAGACAGAUUCAAACACACCAGUGGGGGGACUGAUGAGAUUCCAGGAUUUGACCUUAUGGAUUCAUUCAGCGUUAAGCAAAUUUUUGGCAUGAAAGAAAAUGGAAUUCAGAGUGCUUAUGUUCGACUUGGAAGCUUUCCUGUUGUUCAGAAAACUGAGGAUGUAUUUCCCCAAGGUCUCCCUGAUGAAUAUGCCUUUGUAACUACCUUCAAAUUCCGGAAGGCUUCCAGGAAAGAAGACUGGUAUAUUUGGCAGAUUAUUGACAAGUACGGCAUACCACAGGUCUCGAUCCGGCUGGAUGGAGAGAACAAAGCUUUAGAGUACAACGCUGUUGGGCUCACCAAGGACGCUGUGAGAGUGGUCUUCCGCAAUGAACGAGUCAGUGAUCUGUUUGACCGCAGCUGGCACAAAAUUGCCCUCAGCAUUCAGUCAAAGGCUGUCUCACUCUACAUAGACUGCAGACUGGUGCAGGUGUUGCCUAUUGAAGACAGGGAAAACAUCGACAUUCAAGGAAAGACUGUGAUUGGCAAACGCUUGUAUGAUAGUGUCCCCAUUGAUUUUGAUCUUCAACGGAUGGUUAUUUACUGUGAUUCUCGGCAUGCUGAGCUGGAGACCUGCUGUGACAUUCCCUCUGGACCAUGCCAGGUCACGGUCCUGACUGAAGCACCUCCAGCGGAAGCAAGGCCCACUGUUGGUAGCGAGCAAGUUGGCCACCUCAAGACAUUCAACUGCUCCUGCCCUGCUGGACAAAAGGGGGAGAGAGGUCCAAUUGGCCCUGCAGGUCCUAAAGGUCAAAAGGGAGAAAGUGGCACCCAAGGGCUUCCUGGGCUCAGAGGAGAAAAAGGAGAGUCAGGUAGAAUCUAUGGCAGAGGAGAAAAAGGAGAAAAGGGUGAAGAAGGGUCCCCUGGCUUUCCUGGACUGAAAGGGGAUAAAGGAGAAAAAGGGUUCCUGGGCCCACCUGGCCUCCCUGGGAAGGAUGGAGCAAAAGGAGAAGCUGGUGAACCAGGACAACCAGGAGCAUUUGGACUGCCAGGGCCAGCAGGUCCAAAAGGAUCCGAGGGAAAGCAGGGUCCUCCAGGAAUUAAAGGCUAUGUGGGUGCACCGGGUCUACAAGGAGAAAGAGGAGAAAAGGGAGCACGAGGAGACAAGUGUGUUGAUGUUAAAAUUCCUCCUGGGAAUGAAUGCACUUCACAUUUUGUCAGCAGUCUACCAGACUGUUGCUUACUGAAAGUCAGGAUACUUGUGGUUCAGUCAGUGCAAACGAAACCAUUAAUGUGGAAACUAUCACUCCAAAAGCAACGAGGCCUAGAUGGGCUCCCUGGAAAGCCAGGUCUGGAGGGAAAACAGGGCCCUACUGGAAGCCCCGGCCCUCCAGGUGCCAGUGGAACCAAAGGAGAAAAGGGUGAACCAGGACCUCCAGGAUUGCCUGGCUCUUUAGUACAUAUUGAAGGCCUAAAAGGAGAGCAAGGAAUGCCUGGGCCACGAGGACCACAAGGCCAACCUGGACUUCCUGGACCUCCAGGAGAGCCUGGUCUGGAAGGCAAGCCUGGAAUCCCUGGUGUACCAGGUCCAAGGGGUAAAAAGGGAGAACCAGGAUUCCCAGGAAUCAAUGGUCUGAUAGGCCCUCAGGGACCUCCAGGGCCCCCAGGCGUUGCUGGACCUCCUGGAGCACCCGGAGCACCAGGGCUUCCAGGAGAGAUUGGAGUUUCUGGUAAAACUGGAGCACCGGGACCACCUGGGUUGCCUGGCAAAGAUGGAUUCAAUGGGCUUCCUGGGCUUCCAGGUCAAAAGGCAAAACAAGGGGAAAAGGGUGAGGAAGGCUUUCCUGGAAAACCUGGCUCUAAGGGUGAACCAGGGAGCCAUGGCCAACCUGGAGAGCAGGGUGAAGCAGGUUUUCCUGGUCCUCAGGGUUUACCUGGGCUGAAAGGAGAAAAAGGAAACCAGGGAGAAAAAGGAAAAGAUGGCUUCCCAGGUUUGAAGGGUGAAAGAGGAGUAAAGGGUGACACAGGUUCCCCUGGGCCCCCAGGCUUACCUGGAACAACAGCCUUCUUCACCCCACACCCCAGGAUUCCUGGUGAACCUGGACCAAAAGGGGAGAAAGGAGAUCGAGGAACAAGUGGAGAACCUGGAUUACCUGGGAUUCCAGGUGAAAAAGGUGCCCCAGGACCUGCAGGAGCAGAGGGCACAAAGGGGCAGAAAGGAGCCCGAGGAGAAACCGGAGCCCCUGGAGAGACUGGUGUGACUGGACCAGCAGGACCCCCGGGUCCAAGAGGCUUACCAGGAAAUGUGGGUGUGCCUGGACACCCAGGGCUACCAGGAAAAGAAGGAGAAAAAGGGGAAAAGGGUGAUCCUGGAAAAGAAGGAAAAAUGGGUUUACCUGGUCCAGCUGGUGAGCCAGGGCGUGCUGGGGAGCCAGGUUUGCCUGGUAAGGGUAAAGAUGGAGAGCAGGGGCAAAGAGGCCCUCCAGGCUUGCCAGGACCCUUUGGACACAAGGGUGAGAGGGGACCUCCCGGCCUCCCUGGACAGCCAGGAGACAGAGGUGCUCCAGGAGUUGGGCUGGCUGGACCCCCUGGCCCAGUGGGACCUCCAGGAGACAAAGGGUCAUUGGGUCCCCGCGGUGUACCUGGUAUCCCUGGACCACAGGGCCCGCCUGGCCAGGAUGGUCUACCCGGAAAUCCAGGGGAAAGAGGACCUCCUGGAAAACCAGGCUCCCCACCCCUGCUCUCUCCAGAGGACAUAAAUCUCUUAGUAAAGGAUGUGUGUGCUGAAUGCCCUCCUGGCCCACCAGGAUUGCCAGGCAUCCCAGGUUUCAAAGGUGAUAAAGGUCUCCGAGGACCACCAGGGAGAGACGGCCAGGAUGGGAAAGUGGGGCACGCUGGUCCCAGAGGUCCUGCAGGCCCACCUGGGCUUGAUGGCCCAAAGGGUGCUAAAGGAGACCGUGGUAUGACUGGGGAUACGGGAGAAAAAGGUGAACAGGGUCACCCUGGAAUGCCUGGCUUCUCAGGGGCUCCUGGAAGCCCUGGUCCACCUGGCCCAGAUGGAGCACCAGGACCAAUAGGACCAGCAGGAAACCCAGGAGACACAGGUAAAGAUGGCCCUCCAGGUCCACAGGGCCCACCAGGAUUGCCUGGACUUCCAGGCAUUGCUGGGAAUGAUGGCAAGGAUGGCAAGCCAGGAUCUCUUGGGGAACCGGGAAAGCCUGGAGAACCAGGUCUUCCAGGCCAGGAGGGUGCCAGAGGCUUACCAGGUUUCAAAGGACAAAGAGGAGAUACAGGUCCUCCAGGACCCCGGGGGGAGCCAGGUGUGAUAGGCCCUGCUGGUCGUGAGGGGCCGCCAGGGAAGGAUGGUGAUACUGGUCCCAUAGGACCACAGGGCCCUCGAGGACCCAGGGGGCAGCCGGGCAAGAAUGGAUCACCUGGAUCUGCAGGAGAACCUGGCCCAGCAGGUAACCCAGGUCCCAAAGGAAAUAAAGGAGAAAGUGGCAACCCAGGACUACCUGGCUUCAUAGGACCCCGAGGACCACCUGGAGAGCCAGGAGAGAAGGGUCCUCCUGGAAAAGAGGGUGCACCAGGGAAAACAGGGGAAACUGGCUCCAAAGGAGAGAGGGGAGAGCCAGGAAUCAAAGGUGAAAAAGGCCCUCAAGGAGAAAAAGGCCCUCCAGGUGAUCCUGGGAUACCUGGUCACAAAGGCCAUCCAGGACUGAUGGGUCCCCACGGACCCCCAGGAGACACUGGGCAGGUUGGACCUCCUGGUCCUCCAGGACAACCAGGAUUUCCAGGACCAAGGGGGGAGUCCCCAUCUCUAGAGACUUUGAGAAGGCUCAUCCAGGAGGAGUUAGACAAGCAGCUUGAUGCAAAGUUAGCCUAUCUCCUGGCUCAGAUACAGCCUGCACAUGUCAAAGUGUCCCAUGGCAGACCAGGACCUCCUGGUCCCCCUGGGAAGGAAGGACUCCCAGGAAGAACUGGCCCUCCAGGAGAGCCUGGCCGGCCUGGACAGACUGGGUCUGAAGGGCCACCUGGACCUAUUGGUCCCAAAGGAGAAAGAGGAGCAAAGGGUGAUAAAGGAGACACUGGUGUUGGCCAGCGAGGGGAAAUAGGUCCUCCAGGAAUUCCAGGUCUCCCAGGGGAGCCUGGCUAUGCCAAAGAUGGGAUGCCAGGACCACCAGGCCCUCAAGGUGAAGCUGGUGUGCCUGGUCUCAAGGGUCCACAGGGACCUCCAGGAGCUAAUGGACAGUGUGACCCCACUCAAUGUGCUUACUAUGCAAGCCUGGCUGCCAGACCUGUCAACAUCAAAGGGCCAUAGCAUGCAGGGGUUAUUCCCAGACUUGUCUUUGAAACUUGAAUUCAUCCCACCUGCCAAGAGCUCUCAGAUGCCUUCAACUGUGUUUCUUUCAUAGGAGGCCUUCUAAAGCCAACAAAUGCUGCCGGUCGGUCAGAUUAUUUUUAUGAAUUAUAAUAAUAAUAAUAAUUAUUAUUAUCUUUGAUGUGAUAUGUGAAUUUGUUUUUUGUUUAGCAUCAGGGCAUAUUAAAACAUUAAAAGUAAGUGGAUUUUCCUCUUUUGAAGAGCAUAUAAUACCAAUGCAUUGUGUACUGUUUAUGCAAAGCCAUUCCAAUGUCAACAUUUUUGUUACCUUGGUUACCUCUUUCCGAAGCUUUACCCCUCACCCUUGAAACUGCAAUCAAAUCCUGUAUCCCAUGACAUUAACUGUGAGACACAGGUUCAUCACAGGCUUGUUGGUGCUUUUUGCCUCUCACAUGGAGGGGAGGUAGGUAAAGCCAUGCCAAAGCUGGAAAAGAGGUCUCCAGUAUGUUCACCUCACAAUGGACAGUUAUGAGCUGCCAGUGUGUGUUUCCCAAAAGAUCCUUAUUAAAUGUAAUAUUCUUCUGCCCAUAAAUGAAUCUGUAUACUAUUGGAGAUCUUUUUAAUGGGACCAUGUGUGAUCUCACACUAAGGCCUGAAGAGACCACAUAGAUGAUGUAAACCUCCUUACUGCUCCUUGUGCAAGAACUUCAAUACUCAGAUGGUUUAGUCCUACCAGAUGGAGCUUAAAUUCCUUCUGUUGGGGAGAUGCAUCUGCAAAAAGCUUCCAUGAUGUCCUCUAUCAGCUCAGGGAUGCCAAAUCCCCUGUUCAUUGUCAGUGCACACACUGCUCCCUUCCACUGCUUCACCCAAAAAUCAGCCAGAGCAGCACAGGAAGACCCCUGGUGUUAAUCUCAGGAAGCCAAGUGUGACCCAACUUACCAUUUUGAAUGAUCCCCUACAAUAAUUUGGCAAGAUGAUGUUUUAGAGGGUAGGUAAAGAAUUGCAGACUGGUUGAGGACGAGGUUGGUCUCUGAUGAGAGAGUCAGAGCAAAGAGGUGUUGAGAAACCUGGAGGAAACUGUGUUUGAGGGCAAAAGCAAUACAUCAGACCCACAUCCUUUUCCCCUGUCAGCUAAUUGCCAAAAUCAACCUGAGAAUGCAAAGAAAGUAAAGAGGGGAUGGAGUCUGAAAAGCCCAGAUUUAUGGGCCAGCCAACAAAGCAGCUGCAGCUUCAAAACUCUUCUGUACAAAGCAGUUUGUAGGGAGAGAUGAGAGCAAUGAACCUGACACAGGCAUUUAGUGCUGAAUGUGUCUGGAAAUCUCAUCAGGUCUUUUGGAGACAGCAGAGAGGCACCCUGCCCUGCUGGCACAUUCAUAUGGCAUGGUGCUUCCAAGCUGGCUAAGCCAAGCAGAAGCCACAGAUGUCUGUAACCAUCCCAGAGUCAGACCCUGAGGCUAAAGCCCAGAUGUAAUAUUUUGCCAGCCUUGGAGUCUUUUUUUCACCCAGUAGCAGAUAAAAUUUGCCUCUUCUUUACUGAAAAAUGAAAUAACAUGUUCUCAUGUGAGGGUUAAGCAAAGUCUUUACUGUGUAGCUCUUAAUGGUGCUAUUUUUGCUAUUUCCUGUGCAAAUAAACUCUUUGAUUUGAUUUUA
This is a messenger RNA of Pezoporus occidentalis (night parrot), 7126 nucleotides long. RefSeq names its product collagen type XXII alpha 1 chain (gene COL22A1). The record is from RefSeq and is a predicted model, not a curated record. The coding region runs from base 488 to 5476 and encodes 1662 amino acids. Gene Ontology annotation, biological process: extracellular matrix organization. Lineage: Eukaryota; Metazoa; Chordata; Aves; Psittaciformes; Psittacidae. The transcript is spliced from 67 exons. Gene Ontology annotation, molecular function: extracellular matrix structural constituent conferring tensile strength.